CGUUCUUUUUUGUGCUUGAGGGAUCGAUUUGGAGAGAGUACUCUGAAAUUCCAAUCUAUGGAGGCCAUGGUGAAAAAGUAUCAGCAGAGAUUCAGAAAGUUUAAGGACGAAAUGGAUCGCUGGGACGAGCUCCAAGUUUGCUUAAUUUCGCUGUUCAGAAACGCUUCCUUCAUCAUCGGGAGGUUGCAGAUGCUUCAAGACUCUAAGAAUUAUGGCAGUCUGUCCGGCAUAGAUGGCAUUGUAGACGCGCUAUUGGCGAAGCAGAUGGAAUCCUUGCAACUUAAUUUCUCGUCUAUUGAAAAAACAAUGGAAGAACUUGGGAAUGUUGUCCGAUCGAUGGAGAAGAUUUAUCGUGAUGGGAAGCAAUUAGUCAAAGGUGGUUCCAAUCAGCCAUCAAUAAAACAACUACAGCAAAGAGUUGGUUUAAAACCCAGUAUUGAAGAUUGCUUGAAUGGGUUAAUGCUUCUAUGCGACAUGCACCGCACUGAGUACCAUCUUAAAGAAUCUGUGGUCUCAGCACUUCCCAAACUUUUCUGGAAAGCCAGUAAUCACAGUGCCCAAGAUCUCAGUUCCUUGCAGCAACUUUUGAUAGAUCAGCCUAACAUCCAGAAAGAGGAAGUUGAAUUCGUCUUUGAUACCAUACUGGUCGUGGAAGCCUAGCUAAUCAAACAAUUCAAGAACGUUUGAUUGUAUAUAUAUGCUUUCUUCUGCAGGCAGCUAGUGAUCAACCAUCAUGAAGAAUUGAAGAGUAGAGUUUCUAGAAUGAUUAUGGGUUUGCCUCUUGGUGACCAUAAAGGACCAAGUCAUGAUGGUCAUCUAUUUAGGAUUUAAUAUCUUACGAGUGGCAAUCAAAUAUAGUAGAAUUCCUCUCUCUCCACUGUUGUAGGUUAUUUUAUUUUAGCUUUAGAGUAGAAGUAAAAGAAUAAGGGAGAGAAAAAAAAGACUCGGACAAGGGAGAAACAAGGAUUUUUUUUUUUUUGGACGGGGUCUUUUUAGUAUUUGGAGAGUUUAGAAUUAGAAAUGUGAAGUUUUUUUUUGUUUUGUUUUUGUUUUUUGUUUUAAUAGAGAUUAUGCAUUUGGAUUUGAGUGGGUAACGAAUUUCUCAAAUGCAAGGGGCGUUAUUGUACGUGCGAUUGAAAAUUGACUCGGCUUUUGUCCAUCAUUCCCAUCUGGUGCCGUAAGAAUAGAUAAAAGAUCAAAUAUUGCCAAAUAGAUGGCCAAAUUGAAGUAGAAUUUUUUAACAA
Momordica charantia (bitter melon) is the source of this 1244-nucleotide messenger RNA. Its product is annotated as Pentatricopeptide repeat (PPR) superfamily protein. Lineage: Eukaryota; Viridiplantae; Streptophyta; Magnoliopsida; Cucurbitales; Cucurbitaceae. The record is from RefSeq and is a predicted model, not a curated record.